AUGAGGACCACCACGCUCGGCAUCGCCGCCGUGUUCACGACGCUGCUCACCGUCGUUACCGGCCGUCCCCAUGAGCUGCGCGGCGCUAAGAUCCUUCAGAGAGCCGACGAGGUCGCGGAGGAGUAUGACUACGUAAUUGUGGGCGCUGGCACCGCUGGCCUGACGGUCGCGGAUCGUUUGACCGCGGAUGGAAAGACUACCGUUCUUGUGAUCGAGUACUGUCAUGUCAUUUCCGACGAGGUCACUCGCGCCGGUGGCGGGCGAAGCUUCAACGACCCGGGCAUCCGCUACAACAUCACCUCUGUUGAGCAGCCCGAUAUGCAUAACCGUACCCAGGCCGUCCGCAUCGGGUGCUGCGUCGGAGGUAGCUCCGCCAUCAAUGGCAUGGUAGCAGUCCGCGGCACCCGGAGUGAGUACGACGGCUGGGCUGAGCUCGGAGGCCCCGACUCCACCUGGGACUGGGACGGCGCCUUCAACAUAACCUGGGACCCCGACGCCUGGGGCAUGGAGGAGGACACCCACAUCUACGCCUCUUUCCCUACUUACCAGAAUCCCAGCAUCAGCAAGUCCCCUUCUCUCCCUGGCCCCAAUCCGCUCCCCAAGCGUUACUGCGCGCGCGCCACUAACAGCCCAUCACAAACAGUCCCCAUGUACCAAGCCAUGGCCAAGAUGCCCCGCAUGGACGUCCCCCUCGACGGCGCCAACGGCAACAACGGCCUCUUCUGGUUCCCGUCCAGCCUCGACCCCAACACCUACUGGCGCUCCUACGCGCGCACCGGCCACUACGACGGCCUCGUCGACGAGCGCGACAACCUCCACGUCAUCACCCGCCACAAGGUCCGCCGCGUCCUCUUCGACGACGACCUCGCCGCCACGGGCGUCGAGUUCUUUUCCCGCGACGCCGACGCCCCCGAAGAGGAGGAGGAGGAGGAACCGGCAGCCGGCCCCGCGACCCAAAUCGUGCGCGCCCGGAAAGAAGUGAUCCUGUCCGCCGGCACAGUGCACACCCCGCAGAUCCUCCAGCUCAGCGGCAUCGGACCCAAGGACCUCCUCGAGUCCGCCGGCAUCGACGUCCUCGUCGACAUGCCCGGCGUCGGCCAGAAUUUCCAGGACCACGCCUACCUCAGCGUCGGCUACCGCUGGAACAACGGCGCCCCGCCCGCCCCCAACGACUUUGAGGAGAUUGCCGCCCGGUACGAGGCCCAGGACCCCGCCGACUUUUUGCCCGCGGACUCCCACCCUUGGGUCGUCGCCGGCUACGCCGACUUCCAGAAGCUGCACGCCAAGCUCUUGCGCAGCAAGAAUACCAACAUCCUGUGGUACCCCGUCGGCGGCUCUCCCGGCGGCAUCGUCAUGAGCAUGCACAUUGUCAGCCACGGCACCAUCAACAUUGACCCGGCCAGUCCCGAGAGCGAGCCCAUCGUCGACUACCGCGCCCUUUCUAACCCCGUAGAUCUCGACAUCAUGGUGGAGAACAUUCGGUUCUUGAGGAAGUACAUGGCGAGUGAGGACUUUGCCGAGUACGAGCCUGAGGAGACUAUGCCUGGGAUCGAUGUCGAGGGUGAGGAGCUGGAAGAAUGGAUCCGUGAGCCCAAGGAGAAGGGAGGUGUUGUUGAUGAGGAACUUCUCGUCCACGAUGUCAAGAACCUUCGAGUGGUUGAUGGUUCUAUCAUGCCACUUUUGCCGGGAGCCAAUACGCAGCAGCCCGUUUAUAUGCUUGCAGAAAAGGCUGUCGAUCUCAUCAAGGCUCGCAAUGGCGGAAGUCCCGAAGCGGAGGAGCCCACCGAAGAGCCUAUCGAAGAGCCCGAGGAGCCAGCUGAGGAGCCAGCUGAGGAUCCCGAAGAGCCGGUUGAGGAGGAUCCCGAAGAGGAAGAGCCCGAAGAGGAUGAAUAA
This is a messenger RNA of Parascedosporium putredinis, 1893 nucleotides long. NCBI's taxonomy places the organism in Eukaryota, Fungi, Ascomycota, Sordariomycetes, Microascales, Microascaceae. The record is from the annotation of a GenBank genome assembly.